Molecule: messenger RNA, 3747 nt
Organism: Sceloporus undulatus (fence lizard)
Lineage: Eukaryota; Metazoa; Chordata; Lepidosauria; Squamata; Phrynosomatidae
Gene: RBM6
Product: RNA binding motif protein 6
Exons: 21
Coding region: 134-3586 (1150 amino acids)
Biological process (GO): mRNA splicing, via spliceosome
Cellular component (GO): nucleus
Molecular function (GO): RNA binding
Source: RefSeq, a predicted model, not a curated record
CUUCUCCGUUCGGCGCUGCUGCUUCGCAGGAAGGGAGCGCGCCUGGAGCGGCCGUUCCGCGGCUGGUGGUGGACCGCCUUGAUUCUGUAGUUUAGCAGCAAAAAGAACACCGUGGUUGUCAAUCACAGGCAAAAUGUGGGGAAAUCCUCGACCAGCUAACAGAAUGGGUCCUUUCCGUGGGAGCCAAGAAGAAAGAUUUGCUCCCGGGUGGAACAGGGAUUACUCUCCUCCUCCCCUUGAUAGUCUUGCUCAAGAAAGACACUCUGGCAACUUCUCUGGCAGAGAAUCACUUCCUUUUGAUAUCCAGGGACUCCCAGGCGUCCUCAAUCCUCAGUUUGCCAACAGAGAGGAACCUGCUUUCAGCUUUGGAGGUAGAGAUGGACCACAUAGUGACUUCAGAGGUGGGGAGGGCCAUUUACAUGAUUUUGGAGGCAGAGAUUACCCACCUUCUGACUUCCAGAGCAGAGAUGAGUCACAUUUGGACUUCAGGGGCAGAGCACCACUCCUUCCAGAUUUUAGAGGCAGGGAGAUGUAUCCAGGAGAUUUCCAGGAUAGGGAAGGGCAGUCAAUGGAUUAUAGUGGAGGAGACAUUCCUCCGAUGGAUUUCAGGAACAGGGAAGCAUUCCGUAUGAACUACAGGGAUAGGGAAGCCCAUGCUAUGAACUACAGGGCCAGAGAUGAUGCCUCAUCAGAUUUUCGUGCAAGGGGAACAUUUGAUUUAGAUUUCAGAAACAGGGAUGGAUCUCAUCCUCACUUUAGAGGAAGAGAUGUAUCUGAACAAGAAUACAGAGGUAGAGAGCAGCCAUAUUCAGAUUUUAGGAAAAGAGAUGUGCCUGAUGUAGACUUGAGAGGAAUGGGUGCUGCUGACCUAGACUUGAGAGACAGGGAUGCACCACAUCCAAACUUCAGAAACAGGCCCAAAUCCCAGGCAGAUCAGGAUUUUAGGGGUAGAGAUAUGCCACCACCUCUGGAUUUUGCUGCCAGGGAGACGCCCUUGGUGGAAACAAGUGUUGUCGACUACCAGCGCAGUCAGUCUACAGCACCUCUAACAGACAGGGAAUGCAAAAUAGAAGAGGCUGUUCAUGUUGCUAGAGAGAGGUCUUCCUUGGGCAUACAGAAUGAGGAGUUUUCACAGUCAGAGCCAAGAGCCAGAGAAGAAGAAACCCAAGAACAAAAUCUUGAGACUGAAUCUUCAGUAGAGUUCCAGAAUAGCUGUGGUCCUCCUCCUGCUCAUCAGGACCAAGAUAAGCCUCCUCAGGCCUUUGCUAGCAAUCAGGAACUCUCUGUGACUGAACAGCAAGUACCUGAAUCAUCUGGACUUGGAGUGAAGGAAAAAAGUGAACUAGAUUUCCUUGGAAGGCAGGAUACAGACUACAGAGGCAUUGAGUACCGAGAUGUAGAUCAUCGGCUGCCAGGAAGCCAGCUCUUUGACUAUGAACAUGGCAAGUCUUUUGCAGAAGGGAAGUCUUGUAAAGAUUCUCAGCCAGAUCUUCAGGACCAGGAUUACAGAACCUGUCUCAAAGAUGUAAAACCAAGCAAGCUGAUUCGACUAGGAAGAUUGCCUGAAAAUGCCACAAAAGAUGAUAUUCUCAACGCUUUCCAAGCAAGUGCUGGUAUCCCCAUGAAGAACUUGCGUUUAAAAGAUUAUACUACAGGUUACAACUAUGGCUAUAUCUGCGUGGAGUUUUCCCUCUUGGAAGAGGCCAUCGCCUGCAUGGAAGCCAAUCAGGGAACUCUUACAAUCGGUGGUAAGCAAGUGACUCUGGAAUACAGCCCGUUUCCUGAAUUUUGGAAUUGCAAGCGAUGUAAAGCAGCCCUUGUGGCGUAUCGUUCAUGCUGCUAUUUCUGCAGAUUGCCAAGAACUGUAACAGACGAAAAAGGUGAAAAAAGUGAAAAGGAGGAAGAAGAAUUGCUACCUGAGAAACCAACAUCAGAGGAAGAAAUUCUUGAGGAGCCUGUUCCUUCACAGGAGCCACCUCCUCAGAAAGUUGCUUCUGAACAGCAGUGCCAGCCUCCAGACACAGAACUCAAGAAGAAAGAUGAAAGCAGAGAAGAGUGCCCUUCACAGGAAAGGAAAAGGGACUCUGAAAUAUACCCACCUCGGAAAGAAAACCAAGAACGUGGUUCAAGAAAGACCAUGGAGACCAAACACCAGGAUGAUGAGAGUAAAACAAUUAUGUUAAAACGCAUCCCUCGCUUCACUCCACCAGAAGUGAUUGUGGGACUUCUGGCACCUUAUGUCCGUCUCUCUACUUCAAGUGUACGGGUGAUGAAGAACAAAGCUGGCCGGAUGGGCUACACCUAUGGCUUCAUUGAACUGGACUCACAUGCUGAGGCACUCCAGUUAGUGAAAGUUUUACAAGAUCUGGAUCCCCCAAUCAGUAUUGACGGUCGUGCAGUGGAUGUAAACCUAGCCACAGGAAAGAGAAGAAAUGAAUAUGGAGACCAGGGUGAUUCUUCCCGCUAUGGUCAGGGCAAACGAGACAGGAGCGACAGGAGAGGUUCUGAUUCACAGAAACGACGAUCAGAUUCAUCUUCUGAUGUUUCCACAUUCAUUUAUGACCCAGACACUGGAAACUAUUUUGAUCCCAUAUCAGGGGUAUAUUAUGAUCCCAAUACUCAGAGAGAAAUACCAAUGGGUCGAGAAGCAUCUAAAUCACCCCCACCACCAUCACCACCAUCACGUAGUGGAAGGAGACGUAAAAGCAGAGAAAGGUCAAAUGAAAGAGAGGAGACCUACAGCAGAGAUAACAGAGAGAGACGGGAGAGACACAGAAACAAAUCAGCCAAGAAUGAUUCCCAAGAGGAGAAGCUUCCUGCAGAAGAUGUCUUUAAAAAGCCACUACCUCCUAUUGUGAAGAAAGAAGAGAGUACACCUCCACCAAAGGUGGUGAAUCCUCUCAUAGGACUCCUAGGGGAGUAUGGCGGAGACAGUGACAAUGAGGAAGAGGAGGAAGAGGCAGAACAGCCACAGCCACAGCCUCCUCCUCAGCCUCAGCCUCCACGACCACCAGUGCAACAAGAAGAGCAGCCUCAAAAGGCUGAAAAUGAUGAAGAGAAACUGACUGACUGGGAUAAGUUAGCUUGUUUGCUUUGUCGGAGGCAGUUUCCAAAUAAGGAAGUACUGAUAAAGCAUCAACAGCUUUCCAACCUUCACAAACAAAAUCUAGAAAUUCAUCGGAAGAUAAAACGAUCAGAGCAAGAGCUGGCAUAUUUGGAAAGGCGAGAGCGAGAGGGAAAGUUUAAAGAAAAGGGAAGUGACCGAAGAGAGAGAUUUGAGGAACGGGAUUCACCAGAGAGAAAGCGGACAAGACCGUUCAGGAAUUCUGAAAGUGGUUAUAAACCCGCUGCAGGACGAAUGGAGAGCAAUAACAAAGGAAGCCGUAUGAUGCAGGCUAUGGGCUGGAAGGAAGGCUCAGGUUUAGGACGCAAUGAACAGGGCAUGACAUCACCAGUGGAGCCAGAAAAUCGGAAGAGGGGAGCAGGCUUAGGGACCCAAGGGAGGCCCAGCAGAAGGCAGUCUAAUGAAACGUAUCGGGAUGCUGUGCGAAGAGUCAUGUUUGCCCGCUACAAAGAACUUGAAUAAAUGCUGAAUAAAUGUGGAAAAGAUUCCCACCACAACCAACACAAUCCUGUACCCUUCAGCCCACUUUUGUGUCUGUCUGUUGUUUUUUGAAUCAAUGUUCUUUUGCUGCUCAAGUGUGUUUUUGUUUCUUUGUUUUUGGAAUAAAAAAAGUUGAUGUUUGA